UUGAAAAAUUAGAGGAAUUUACAAUAAAGUAUUUACUGUAAAAUCAGCUUUCCAAUCACGAGCAGCGCGCAGUUCUUGAAAUCUCAAUCGGUAACCGACUUUUGGCAUAGGAUGGCCAAAAGUCAGUUACCGACUGAUGCAUUUGCAUUUAUGAAGUUUUUUCCUGGCACAAUAUUCUCGAUUUUCUGCGUAAAGAUAAUCGAAUUGUCUUUACGUAACUAAAUUUACGGAAUGUGGAAAACGCGAGUUCAUCGGGAAAAAUGAUGGGACUAGUGUCUUUUUCUAUACCCACAGAACCCAGGCAUGAAAAAAUCCUGUCCGCCCACAGCAUGAAAAUAAUUUAUCAUCGCGCCGUGAGAGUUUUUCGAUUAACGCGACUACAUAACUUCCUUAUCAAAUUAUCUGGUUAACACGUUACUAAGGUUAAUCUGAUACUUGUAUAAUAAGCAACAUGGAUCGCUGGAGAGGUAGAAUCGCUCUAGUAACGGGUGCUUCGGCGGGAAUAGGAGUUUCUCUAUGUAAAGAAUUGGUAAAAAAUGGGAUGAUAGUCAUCGGAUGUGCCAGAAAUGUGGAUGCUAUCAAGAAACUAGCCGAAGAAUUAAAAGAUCUAGGCCAUCUGUACCCAAUCAGAUGCGAUCUAAACAACGAAUCGGAAAUUUUGAAGAUGUUUGAAGAGAUUCGUGAUAGAUACGAUCGUAUCGAUGUUUGCAUAAACAAUGCUGGCUUGUGUAACAUCAGCCCUUUGAUUAAUGGUGAUACAGAGAUUUGGAGAAAUAUGCUUCAAGUUAAUGUACUGGCAUUAUGCAUCUGUACACGCGAAGCAAUAAAAUUGAUGCAAGAAAAGAACAUAAGAGAUGGACAGAUUAUACAUAUUGGCAGCAUCUUAGGACAUAAAGUAUAUUCGUCGGGUGGAUCAAGUUUUUAUAGUGGAACAAAGUACAUGGUAAGAGCUCUUGUAGAAGGAUUGCGACAGGAAUUAAGACAGGAGAAAAGUGAAAUAAGAAUUUGUUCCAUCAGUCCAGGUUUGGUAGAUACAGAAUUUAUGGAAAGGAUGCUUCAGAAUAAAGAAAUGGCUAAAACUAUAAAGGGAAGCAUGGCAACUCUUAAAGCUGACGAUAUAACAAAUGCCGUUAUUAAUGUAUUAAAAAUGCCCAAACAUGUUGACAUUAACGACAUUCUGGUUCGUCCGACGGAGCAAAUGUUUUAAAGAAUGAAAAGUCAUUCUAUCAUUAAUCAUCACUGUAAUCAAACAUUAUGGCUAAGAUGUAUUGUGUUUAGCCAAAAACUUAAGACACCAAUUAAGUUUCAAUAUAUUGUUCUGAUAUGUAUUUGUGAAAUGAUUAUGUUGAAAUUAAGAAUUAAAUGUUAUUUGUGGAUUCCACUAUCGGCUCUAAGCAAGCAAGCAAGCAAACUAUUGUGAUGAUCCCUUUCAUUUGAAAAGAUUUAAUCAUUGGAUCACUUACUUAUCUGCU
This is a messenger RNA of Centruroides sculpturatus (bark scorpion), 1472 nucleotides long. RefSeq names its product dehydrogenase/reductase SDR family member 11-like. The transcript has 5 exons. The record is from RefSeq and is a predicted model, not a curated record. The coding region runs from base 452 to 1207 and encodes 251 amino acids. NCBI's taxonomy places the organism in Eukaryota, Metazoa, Arthropoda, Arachnida, Scorpiones, Buthidae.